This is a messenger RNA of Geodia barretti, 1423 nucleotides long. NCBI's taxonomy places the organism in Eukaryota, Metazoa, Porifera, Demospongiae, Tetractinellida, Geodiidae. The record is from the annotation of a GenBank genome assembly.
UGUGUGGGAGCAAGAAGGGCACUUUGCAGGCACGAGACACGGCGCGCAGGCAUGGACGCAGCCUCCAGCCCAAGUAGUGAGCCUCGCCCUGGUCCAAGCGGACUCUCCAUUCACGCCACGGUGGCACUCACCAUUGAAUGUGCCGGGAAUGGCCGUUCAUCUAACGGUUCGAGCGAAACCCCUCAGCGACCCAGGAAAAGGCCACGGAGGCCAGAGGCUUGGAAGCGUACUGUGGCCAAAGCCAAGAGAGCGCGGGGGGAGGAGUACGUGUCCCCAUCCACAGGAAAAACGGUCGCGGCCAGGACGACUGGACCACCGUGCAGCUGUAGACAGAAAUGCUUCGAGCGUUUCAGCCAAAGAGAAAUGGCCGACGUCCUAGAUUCCUUCUACGAUCUCGAGGACAAAGAGCUACAAGAUGCUCAUCUUUUUGGGCUGAUCCGACCCAACGCGGUCAAGAGGCGCCGUCCUCGAGCCGGCGGGAAUACUUCGAGGCUAGCGACGUACACUUACACGGUUCGCAGUGUUGGGAAGACCGAAACAGUCUGCCAAAGGGCAUUUGCAUCUCUUCACGGUAUCUCAAUUGGUCGUGUCCGUCGAAUUGCAAAGGCUUCUGCAACAGCAAUCUGCGCACCAAAAGACAAGCGUGGACAACACAAGAGAGUGAAAAAGUUUAAAUUUUUUCUGCCGUUGAAACUUUGAACAAAGCAGCAUUCUUUGAACAGUGUUUCCAUUCGUAUACACCACAUAUGAUACACAGUACAAUAUACGGAUGAUGAUGUUCAAUACACACGGAAAAGGUGGCAACAGAUGAAACAAAAAUGAUUUAGUCAGCAUCGUCAGAUGAAGAUUCACUGUCUAGAAAUGGUGCAUAGUAACCUUUGUAGUGCAGGGGUACAUACUUGUCUACGAUCUUCCGUAGAUCUUUAAUUUUCUUAUCUUUCAGUGGAACUGCUGCUGUGUAUUUUUUAGCAUUAGCUGGUUCUGGGAGGUGUGGUGUUGCAUUGCGUUUCACGAUCGAGAAUUUGUACCAUUCUCCUUCUGGCACAUACCUAAUCCAUACUUCAGUAGGAUGUGCAUUGGAAUACUCGAUGACUCGUGCCCGCGAGAUGUGUAGUGGCCUUUUAGUGUUGUCCUUAACAACCUUCUUAAAAAAUUGAGAGAAAUGGGCAGACCAGUCAAGAAACAUUGUGUUGUUGCAUGCCACCACUUCGAACGGCUUUCGUAUCCGUGCUUUUCUAAUAACCUCCAUCCACUGCUCACAUGUAUAUAUCCGUUCCUGCUUUCUUUUCUUCAUUUCUGUUCUACCGAAGUCACGGUCAUUUGGAAGGAAACUGUGCCCUCUGACAGGGAAUACAUGUGUGAUUUUAGAAAACUUCCCUGUAUGCACUAAUGUGUAAAGAUAGUGCAUGACAUUACUGUUCUU